Messenger RNA from Fusarium coffeatum, 2670 nucleotides. RefSeq lists its product as uncharacterized. Gene Ontology annotation, molecular function: zinc ion binding; nucleic acid binding; ATP-dependent chromatin remodeler activity. The record is from RefSeq and is a predicted model, not a curated record. The transcript has 10 exons. Lineage: Eukaryota; Fungi; Ascomycota; Sordariomycetes; Hypocreales; Nectriaceae. The coding region runs from base 1 to 2670 and encodes 889 amino acids.
AUGCCGAAGCGCGCGCAUGACGUUGUCGACCUAACAGGCGACGAUGAAAGUGAGACGCGUCAAAAACGGCCCGCUACCGGUUCAUCAAGUCAGCGCCAACACCAAAGCCAAAGCUAUCCUGGACAAGGUGGAACCAGCGUCUAUGGCGGUUCAUCGCAAAAUGUCCCUUCAUCCACUGCUGAACCAGAUUAUCUUGACCUGACUCAGGAUGAUGAGGACCCUCCUCUUGAAUUAUACGGAACAUUCCAUGGAAAGAUUGUUGGUGUAAGAUAUUACGCAGGAUACGCAUCACCAGGUGAAGCUGUUCUCUGCAAACGAGAACCCAACAACCAGUACGAUAGCAAUGCUAUUCGGGUAGACAACGUCCUUGGCCAUCAGAUCGGUCAUAUCCCUCGAAAUGUCGCGUCAAAAGUCGCCCCAUAUGUGGAUCGCGGCGAUAUCGUCCUCGAAGCCCAGCUCACGGGAGAAAAGGCUUUCUAUGAUUGUCCAGUUAAGCUCUUCUUCUAUGGGCCUAGCGACCCGCAGGAGCGCUCCAGGAUCGAGGAAUUACUCAAAAAGGAUAAGCUAGUCAAGGUGACUGAACUCAAGAACACUAGAAAGGAAGCUGAGGCCCGCAAGAAGGCUGCAAUGGGUCUGAAGAGCGGCACCUCGACCCAUGGAGUUGGUGAUGCACUUGCUGUUCCCCAGAAGCCAGAGAUCACCAUGGAUAAUGUGCUCCAGAACAGUGAAGCUGUUGAGAUGCGCAAAGGCGGUGAUGCUAUCAAGUCUCUUGCGAUUGGUGAGGAUGAGUUGGAAAAAAUGCCAAUGGCUGAGCAGCCCGAAGACCUCAAGGCACAGCUUUUGCCAUACCAGCUACAGGGAUUGGCCUGGAUGACUGCCAAAGAAAACCCACGACUCCCACCCGAGGGUUCCAAGGAGCCUGUACAGCUCUGGCUGCAGCAGUCCAAGAAAAAGUUCUAUAAUGUUGCGUCUGGCUUCGUAACAAGUACCGCACCGAAACUGCUCUCAGGAGGUAUCCUUGCCGACGACAUGGGCUUGGGCAAAACUCUGCAGAUCAUCAGCUUGAUCCUGACUGGUGGCAAGGGCCCAACUCUCAUCGUUGCACCUGUCAGUGUCAUGAGUAAUUGGAGCCAGCAGAUCAAGCGACACGUCCAUGGCGACAAGCAGCCCAGCAUACUCACAUAUCAUGGAAGCGAAAAGGCGACAGCGAAACAGCUCCAGGGUUACGACGUUGUGAUUACCAGUUAUGGAAGACUGGCCAGAGAGCGUGAUCAGGGUAUAAAUCGAGUCUUGACCUCGCAGCACAUCAAGUGGCGCCGUGUGGUUCUCGAUGAGGGCCACACUAUUCGAAAUUCCACUACAAAGGUGGCCCAGGCUGCCUGUGAGAUCAAUGCAGAGUCUCGCUGGGUCUUGACAGGAACCCCAAUUGUUAAUUCGGUCAAGGAUCUACACUCUCUUGUCAAGUUUCUUCACAUCACCGGAGGUAUCGAGCAGUCUGAAAUCUUCAACGCGCAAAUCAGUCGUAGACUGGCUUCCGGAGACAAGGGCGGUGAAACGCUUCUUCAGGCGCUCAUGCACGACCUUUGUCUGCGUCGCAAAAAGGAUAUGAAGUUUGUGGAUCUCAGGUUACCAGCCAAGAAGGAGUACGUCCAUAGAAUCCCAUUCCGAAAGGAUGAGAAGCGCAAGUACGAUGCAUUACUGGAUGAAGCCAGAGGCGAGCUUGAGCAAUGGCAGGCAGGCUCCCAAGUCGGACAGAAGGGACGCUUCCAGAACGUACUAGAGCGCCUGCUUCGUCUUCGACAGAUUUGCAAUCAUUGGACCCUCUGCAAAGAGCGUGUUAGCGAUAUUCUUAAUCUACUCAACGAGCAUGAGGUAGUUCCCCUCAACGACAAGAACCGUGGCCUUCUUCAAGAGGCUCUCCGUCUGUACAUCGAAAGCCAGGAGGAAUGCGCAAUCUGCUAUGACAAGCCAAACGACCCCGUUAUCACAACCUGCAAGCAUGUGUUCUGUCGAAACUGCAUCACUCGCGCUAUCCAUAUCCAGCACAAAUGCCCAAUGUGUCGUAACAAGCUCGAAGAGAGCAGCCUUCUCGAACCAGCGCCUGAAGAUCCUGGCGAAGAAGAAGACUUUGACGCCGAGUUACAGAGCUCCAAGACGGAAGCGAUGCUGCAGAUUCUUAGAGCAACCAUGCGCAAGGAAGGAUCCAAGGUUGUUGUCUUCUCUCAAUGGACGUCGUUCCUCAAUAUUGUUGAGGCACAGCUGAAAGCUGAGGGAAUGGGUUACACACGCAUCGACGGUAGCAUGAAGGCGGACAGGCGUGACAAGGCCAUUGAGGCUCUCGACAACGACCCCAAGACACGCAUCAUGCUCGCCAGCCUGGCGGUCUGCAGUGUUGGUCUCAACCUCGUAGCUGCCGACACAGUCGUUCUCUCUGACAGCUGGUGGGCUCCCGCCAUCGAGGACCAGGCUAUUGACCGCGUUCACCGACUGGGGCAGACCCGUGAAACGACCAUAUUCCGCCUCGUCAUGGAGGGUUCAGUGGAGGAGCGCGUGCUUGAUGUACAGAGCGAGAAGCGAGAGCUGGUGACAAAGGCGUUCCAAGAAAAGAACUCCAAAAACAAGAAGCGCCAGACUACACGUGCAGCAGACAUUUCCAAGCUGCUCGGCUAA